CACGAUACUCGUUGACCCUCCUCUUCUAAGGUCCUCUACUUCCUUCUGCUCAGCAUUACCCCACGGCGGGUCUCAAUUUCAUGGAACAUACCUCCCUCUUCACCAUCAUCUCCGGCGCCCAAACCGGUGUCGACACAGCGGCAAUCCGCACCGCCCUCCACCUCUCCAUCCCUCUAACCGGCUGGGUCCCCCACAACUUCACCAACGAACGCGGACGCAUCCCCGAUGCCUACAUCCUUUUCCUCCGCGAAACUUCAAGUUCGGAGACUGCUGAACGUACAAAGUUGAACAUGCACGAUGCCAAUGGCAUCCUUACAAUCCUACGCGGUCCGAAGGAGAAAGCAAUAGGUGGGACCAAGCUGGGCGUAGACGAGGCAGAAGAGGAGGGGAAGACCAUGUGUUUUGUGGACUUGAACGCUGCGGGGGAGGGUGAAAUCCACAAGGUCAAGCAAUGGCUUCAAAUUCAUCGGAUCACGAAGUGUGCAAUCGGAGGACCUAGAGAAAGUGAAGAACCUGGAAUUGAGGCUGAUGCCGAGGAGUUCUUGAUGGAGGUCUUUGGUGGGGAGUGAUGGCGAUCGGUUCUGCUCUGCUCCUCCUCAUCUACAACACCCAUCGCGGACUUCGAGCCCAUUGAUCGCUUUCCCUAGAUCUUCAUCAUGUGGAGAUCGACAGGGUGAAGCGAGGUCGGAAUACACGACACCUGAAAUAUCUUGUCACGGAAGGCAUAUGCAUGUUCCAUGACCUUUACAGCACCAGUGACACGACCAUACCCAUUACCGGCCACGUGUGCAUUCGAGAAAUCUUGACCUUAUCGACCAAUCCCAACGAAAAGCUCUCCAUCGAACGAUCUGCGAAAACCUAAAGGACCGCGGCCUCCACUUACGCUUCUCCGUCAUCGCCGGCAAAUGCCCCUCCCUCCUCCUCGGCCGCGGCCCCCGCACACUUGGUCAAAUCACCCCUGCAAACCCGACUCGGAGGAAGAAGGGUGGUAUCAUCACGGCACGCACGAGGAACU
Messenger RNA from Saitoella complicata NRRL Y-17804, 1015 nucleotides. RefSeq lists its product as uncharacterized. Lineage: Eukaryota; Fungi; Ascomycota; Saitoellomycetes; Saitoellales; Saitoellaceae. The transcript has a single exon. The record is from RefSeq and is a predicted model, not a curated record. Bases 81 to 569 code for a protein of 162 amino acids.